Messenger RNA from Soboliphyme baturini, 855 nucleotides. The record is from the annotation of a GenBank genome assembly. Lineage: Eukaryota; Metazoa; Nematoda; Enoplea; Dioctophymatida; Soboliphymatidae.
AUGCAGCUUACUUCUUCAGCGUGCCAGUGUGUCUAUUUCGAUGGAUUUGGACACCUAUCGAACGGGACGUUUCUGUCGCCGAACUAUCCGGUACCGUACGACAGCGACAUCCCUUGUAUACUGUACACGUUCAUCGGUGGCGAGGAGGAAAUCGUCGAACUGCGUUUCCAGUACUUUCAGCUGCAGUUGCCAGAGAAGGACGGAAACUGCCUCGACUACGUGCGAACGUUCCAGGAGUUGGACGACGAGUACGUGAACGAGUACACGCGCUGGCAGCAGACAUUCUGUGGCUGCCAGGCACCGCCUUCGUUCAGUCUGUUCUCCGUCGGGCCGUCGCUGGUGUUCGAAUUUCAUUCCGACUCGUACCGAAGCCCGUACGACAUCGGCUUUCUGGGCACCUUCCACUUCCGCAGAAAAAAAGAUUACAUGACCGAUGGACUGAAGCUUCCAAGUACGGAAUGCGACUACUAUAUCAAAAGCGAGGAUGACCGCAAACGUGGAAAAUUUUUUUCACCUCGCUAUCCUUACAACAUCCCUUCGAAAUCCAAGUGCAACUACUGGUUCAGCGGAAAAGCCAAUGAGUUGGUAAGGGUUACGAUUGUAAAGCUCAAUUUUGGACGCAUCACAGGCAGCUGCUCAUCGUCUGACUCCAGAAUCACCGUUUUCGACGGCAAAGGGCCGCAAUGGCUUCAUUCGGAGGAUUCCGGUUCCAUUGUCAUGUUAGGCGUGUUCUGCAAAGAUUUCGGCCACAACGAAACGGUGGUUUCGUCUGAAUCGAAUCUUUACGUCGAAUUCAUAUCCGGUGAAGUGAUGAAAAACGAAACGGUAAGAAUUGUCGGCGUCCUGAAUAUAUAA